CCUCUGCACCUGCAGCCAGCGCCCCUCUGUCACCUGCAGCCAGAGCCCCUCUGUCACCUGCAGCCCCGCAAGGCCACCUGCCUCUCCCGGCCAGGUCCCUCCGACCAGCCCCUUUGCGCCCACCCCCGUGGUGAUGAGCUCCCCCUUGAAGAGAGCCCCGCUGCUCAGGUCCUUCCUGACGCUGCGCGAUGCCAGCACGCAGCAGCAGCAGCAGCAGCAGCAGCAGCAACCCCGGCUGCCCACAUCCUCCGCCUGCGCCUUCCACCCUAAGGCGGAGGAGGUGGCGCCGCGCGAGCCGGCUCCCCACUGCAGGGGGCACCCCCUCUCCGCCCUGCCCGGCCCCACCAACUGGCCGCUGCUGGGCAGCCUGCCGGACGUCCUCUGGAAAGGGGGGCUCAAGAAGCAGCACGAGACGCUGGCUGAUUACCACCGAACAUAUGGGAAGAUUUUCCGCAUGAAGCUGGGCGCCUUUGACUCCGUUCACAUCGGAGCCCCCUGCUUGUUGGAAGCGCUGUACCGGAAAGAGAGCGCUUACCCCCAGAGGCUGGAAAUCAAGCCCUGGAAAGUCUACCGGGACUACAGAGACGAGGGCUACGGGCUCCUGAUCCUAGAAGGAAAGGACUGGCAGAGAGUAAGAAGUGCCUUUCAAAAGAAGUUAAUGAAGCCCACAGAAAUCAUGAAACUGGAUACCACAGUCAAUGAGGUCCUGGUGGAUUUCAUGCACAGAAUAGAUGAUCUUUGUAACCACAAUGGUGAAAUUGAAGACAUAUAUUCAGAAUUCAACAAAUGGUCCUUUGAAAGUAUCUGCUUGGUGUUGUAUGGGAAGAGGUUUGGACUCCUGCAACGGGAUGUGGGAGAAGAAGGCCUGAACUUCAUCAAGGCUGUAAAAACGAUGAUGGGCACUUUCGGGAUGAUGAUGGUGACCCCAGUUGAACUUCAUAAAAGUCUGAACACAAAAGUCUGGCAAGCUCAUACCAACGCAUGGGACAAUAUCUUUAAAACAGCCAAGUGUUCAAUUGACAGCAGACUGGAGAAAUAUUCUGCCAAUCCCAGUGAAGAUUUCCUGUGCGACAUUUACUUUGGGAGUCAACUCUCCAAGAAGGAACUGUAUGCUGCUAUCACAGAGUUCCAGAUUGCAGGAGUUGAAACGACUGCCAAUAGUCUACUGUGGGCUCUGUAUAACAUUUCACGCAAUCCCCACGUUCAACAGAAGCUUUUCCAGGAAAUACAGAGUGCAGUGUCUGCUAAUGAGAGUCCAGAUGCUGAGGACCUGAAGAAAAUGCCUUACCUAAAAGCAUGUCUGAAAGAAUCUAUGAGGAUAACACCAUCUGUGCCAUUUACCACUCGCACUCUUGACAAAGAAACAAUGCUUGGGGACUAUGUGCUACCUGAAGGGACAGUGUUGAUGUUAAACAGUCAUGCCUUGGGGUCCAAUGAAGAGUACUUUAGUGACUGGACUACCUUUAAACCGGAGCGUUGGCUUCAGAAGAAUACAAUAAAUCCUUUUGCUCAUAUUCCGUUUGGCAUUGGGAGGAGGAUGUGCGUUGGGCGUCGCUUAGCUGAACUACAACUUCAUUUAGCUCUUUGCUGGCUUGUUCGCAAAUAUCAGAUUAUAGCAACUGAUAGUAAGCCAGUAGAAACUCUGCAUUCAGGAAUACUAAUCCCCAGCCGAGAACUUCCAAUUGCCUUUAGAAGACGAUGAGAUUGUCUUCUGUGGACUAAGAACCAUGCUAUUGCUGCCUUUUCUGGUGACAGCACAUGUGAAUCUGGAAUACCAAAGCCAUUAAGGCACUAAGCACUGGAGAAAUCGCCAUGGACAUGCCUUCAGCAAUGCACUGAUGAGAAGGACAGAAAUACAGAGUCAACAAAAGCUCAUGUAGUCCUUACACUGUAUGAAACUGUGUCAGUUAGCAGGUUUUUCUAAAUGGAUUGCACAAUCCUAAAAUGAAAGAACAAAAAUAUUGUGCAUCUUUGCAUCUGUGGGCCCAUAUACCAGAAAAGUUGAGGGAAAUUCACUGUUUGAGAGUUUUAUAGUGGGCUGUGGAACUCAAUAUAGGGCACCAGUCAGUAUUGAGUGAAGGGUGUUACCAGCUGGAAGUUGUUCAGUGUUUGAGAAAGGAAUUAGGCUCAAUCCUAUGUAUGUCACAAAGGGUACAUGGGAGUUAUCAGGCAUGAUGGUCCUGCUAGGUUGGGGGUGAGGUGGGAUAGUGUGAAGAAAUCUUGCCUUAAUUUUUCCCAGGCUGUUCCAGUUUUGUGGAUUCAGUUGAGGAUUUCCAUCUGCAGGGCUGUCAGUUUGUGACCUUUUAACAAAAGAGCUAAUGAGGAAAAUAAUAGAAGUACAUUUCCCGCUUAAAAGAGUUUUCUCUUAUAAAGCGUAGAAUAAGAUCAAAGCCAUUUAGAUGGACUUGUCCAUGUAUUUGAACCCUGCUUCUCUGUGACACAAGGAGUUCUCAAACUUCAUUGCACUGCGACCCCCUUAUGACAACAAAAAUUACUACAUGACCCCAGGAGCGGGGACCGAAGCCCGAGCCCCACCACCUAGGUGGGGGUCCUGUAACCUGAUCUCCAUCACCCAGGACUGAAGCCAAAGCCUGAGCCCCGCCACCCAGGGCUGAAGCCCUUGGGCUUCGGCUUUGGCCCGGGUGGUUGGACUUGGGCUUUUGCUUCAGCCCUGGGCCCCAGCAAGUCUAACAUCAGUCCUGGCGACCCCAUUAAAACAGGGUCCCAAGCCACUUUGGGGUCCCAACCCACAGUUUGAGAACCUCUGCCAUACACAAUACUUGAAAAUGGCUAGGCAGCUAAUGUGCUGGGACUGCUGCUUAUUACACUAAUCAUAAUCUCUCACUGUUUCCUAUGUUUCUGUUCCCUCACCCGCCACCAUCCCUCCCAAUUUGGCUUAUUACAUCUUUAGAGUGUAAGCUCUCUGAGCCUGUGACUGUCUUUUUGUUAUAUGUGUAAACAGUACAAAGCACAAAGGGGCCACUUAACUAGGCUUUGAGGAGUUACUGCAAUACAAAUUAAAAUCUUAACAGGGGGCAGCAUUUUGUCAGAUGAGCAAUAUAGAAUACAUGUAUUUUUCAGAUCUUAAAGCACCACAAACAAUAAGGAUCCGAAAUAUUUCAAAGGGGGUUGUUUACUGUGGGGAUCAUAGUUUGUAAAACUACACAUGGAUUUCAAUAUCUGUAUCAAUAAGGCUGAAGUGGUAAUUGCCUUGCAUGUGAUGCAACACAUAGUAACUAGCAUAUUUCCCCUUAUGUCGUUAAGGUGUAUCUUAUUUCUAAUACAGAGUUUGUAUAUUAUGUAAAUUGCUUUUUUUUUUAAAAAAAAGGAAGCCUAUUUUUUAAUUUGUUACUUUGAAAAGAUGUAAAGUCUUAAAGUCUGUUUGCCUCCUAGAAAGGCUUGUUUCCCUUUCUUUAGGAGCUGGUUAUGUUCAUAUUUCAAAGAACUGUAUUAUAGUGUAUAAAGAAACUUGUGAACAUCCUGCUCUUCCCAUGCAAUUUUGUAAUAAAAUAGUGUUUUUUCCCCAGAAAUAA
Molecule: messenger RNA, 3533 nt
Organism: Mauremys mutica (yellowpond turtle)
Lineage: Eukaryota; Metazoa; Chordata; Testudines; Geoemydidae
Product: 1,25-dihydroxyvitamin D(3) 24-hydroxylase, mitochondrial
Exons: 12
Coding region: 134-1702 (522 amino acids)
Biological process (GO): cortisol metabolic process; glucocorticoid biosynthetic process; cholesterol metabolic process
Cellular component (GO): mitochondrial inner membrane
Molecular function (GO): monooxygenase activity; oxidoreductase activity, acting on paired donors, with incorporation or reduction of molecular oxygen; iron ion binding
Source: RefSeq, a predicted model, not a curated record